Molecule: messenger RNA, 208 nt
Organism: Cokeromyces recurvatus
Lineage: Eukaryota; Fungi; Mucoromycota; Mucoromycetes; Mucorales; Mucoraceae
Exons: 1
Coding region: 17-175 (52 amino acids)
Source: RefSeq, a predicted model, not a curated record
AAAAACUAUUUUUGAUAUGCCAAAAAAAAAAAGUACUCUAACACAUUUUUGUGUAAUUAAAAUGCUCUUUUAUGUAUACUUUAUAUGGAUGUUAUUGAUUAUAUUUUAUUGUCUUUUUCAUAUAUUAAACAUGUCAAACUACACUUUCUACUACUACUUUUCCAUUCCCUCUUAGAUAAUUCCUCUCUUAUCAUCGACAAAAAAAAAA